AGUCUGCUGCGGGGCGCGGCGCGGCCUCCUUUAGGGCCUCACCAUGCCGCCGAGGACGCGCUGCUCCGGGCUGCUCUGCUGCUCCCUCCUGCUCGCCGUCAACCAGGCCGUGAGGGAGGCCAGCGCCGCGGGGCAGGAGAGGUGCCAGGUCAUCCUGACGUCGGGCUACGGCUACCGGCAGUUCAUACCGCUGGAGGCAGCGCUCGCCACCCCCGGGGACACGGACCCAAUGGACGGCUACCCCGCCCCCGCCGCCCCCGGCCCGGCGCCCACGCCGCCGCCACACCUGCGGCCGGGCAACACGACGCCGGCGAUGAGGGGGAACGCGACCGGGCCUGGAGGGUCGCCGCCGGCGAGCGGCAGCAGCCCGCCCCCGCUGCCCGAGAGGCUGGUGCUGCGCUUUCAUGUGAUGGCGGAGAGCGACGCUCACAUCUUGCUCAGCGCGCAGAGGCGUUCGGACCGGGAAGCGUACGAGGUGGUGCUCGGCGCGGGCAACAACACCUACACCGACUUCCGGCGCCUGCCCGCGUCCCUGCCGCCGCGGCGCGCCUUCAACUACUCGGCGGGCGUGGUGUCGGGCGCCGAGCUGCGCGCCUUCUGGCUGCUGGUCGACCUGCGCACUGGCGUCCUCGCCGUGGGGCCGGCGGGCGGGGCGCCCAUCCUGGCCUGGGUCGACCCGGAGCCCCUCCGCGUGCGCUACCUCAGCCUCUGCACCUGGACCGACGUGGAGGGCAUGUGGCUCUACGGUUGCGAAAAUCGAGGCGACACGUCGCCGACCGGCGCGCUGGACGCAGAGUGGAUGGGGCCGGCUGAACGCUUGCGUCAGCACGUCCUGGUUCCCCACAAGAAGUCCCCGCCGCACCACGCCGUGGACGUGCGGGUGCGAUUGGACGUGGACCGCUUCGCCGUGGAUGACAGGCUGGGAGUGCUGACCGUGUUCGGAACGCUCGUCUCGGAGUGGCAGGACGACAGACAAACGUGGACCCCCGCGGACUUCGCCGGCCUCAACGCCACCGCAUUGGUCUCGCCAACAGAUGUCUGGCUGCCGCACCUCCAGGUCGCAGACCCCGUCCUCCCGGCGUCCUCUGGCCUGCUGAGGGGUGCGCUCGGCGGCGGCCUCCGACUGCACCUGGACGCCGACGGGCGGCUGCGCGCGCGUGGGCCCGUGGAGCUGCUGGCGCGCUGCUCCCUCGAACGCGGUGGCGGCGCGGUGGAGGAGUACGUCUGCGACCUCGGCGUCGUCGCUUCGCCUCCGGCAUUCGUCCUCCUGGAGGCGCCCAACUCCCCGGCCCCCGAGAACGCCCCGCGGUGGGCGUGGAUGGCUGCGCACUCCGUGGAGCCCGCCAAUGACUCCGCGCAGGACGCGACCGGGCGGAACAAUACCGAGGGCGAGGAGCUGGACACUCGUAGUGGAGCAUCCUUCUUGCGGAUACGGGUGCGGCAUCGCGGAUCCAGGAUCACCGGCGUGUUCCUCGCCGCGUACAUCGCGGCGUGCUCGUGCUGCGUGCUGGGCCUGCUCUGCCCAGCCCCUACCCCGCGCUCCCCGGAGGCGCCGCCGCGAGGACCGCUCGCCGCGCUCACGCUGCUCAUGACCGCCGUGGCGGUGCUCAGCAUGCAGGCCGCCCUUCCGCCGGCAGUGCUCACAGCGGCGCCGUCGUCUGUGUCUUGCCUGUCUGCGGCGCUGGCCGUGGCGGCCGCGGCGCUGCUGCUGCAGACUCUGCCCUGGGCCGGCUGCCCGUGCGUGGACGACGCCGUGCUCGAGGCGCCCCGCCCGCCCCCGCUGCACCUGCCCCAGCUGCCGCGCGCCCUCAACAAGCUGCUCCGGAGUGCGACCCUCGCUAGGGUCCUCCUCUGCCACAACGGCCCGCCGGAGCGGCCUCGGUGGCGCGCGUGCCCGAGCGGCACCCCAACAGAGCAGGUCCUGGAGAUGCUGGACGCCAUGGACGCGGAGGAGGCGCGGAGGGACUGGCACAUGCUGGCCGUGGUCCUGGAGAGAGUAGCCUCGGUGAUAUACCUCAUCUUGGUCCUGGCAGCCAUGGUGCCGAGUCUAAUGCGUGCAAGUUAAAGACGAGUUGGCGCUCAAAGCGUCCGUACUGGUGAGGCGCUGUUUGUGUCAGCAUCUAUGUGCUUUGCCGACUAGAACAGUGCAGAACAAUUUUAGCAAAGAUAAGUAUCUGUGAUAUUAUAUUAACUUUUCUGUGUUAUUUGAAACUUGGUUUCAUCAUGGUUUCAUAUUUCACAUGAAAUAAUGCUGAUCUUCUGAUUAUGUUCUUAAAUUUUCUCAGCAGAGGUGUAGAAGAGGUCAAAAUCAAAUAGCAUUUAAUGUUGGAACUUUUUUUUUUAUUAUUUCUUUGCAUGAUAAGUAAUUGCUGUGCCUAUCCUCAAUACAAACCGUGGAAUGAAGCAGCCUAAAGUACAACACUAAGACCUCUAUGAUUGAUGCAGUAUACUUAUAAUAAGUACAAAGAUUAAUAAAAAGUAACAACUGUACAUGUAAAAAUGUUAAGUAAUGUGCCAGGUCUAGAAAAAAUGUGAAUAAAAAUGACCUUUGAUAGUA
Molecule: messenger RNA, 2557 nt
Organism: Frankliniella occidentalis (western flower thrips)
Lineage: Eukaryota; Metazoa; Arthropoda; Insecta; Thysanoptera; Thripidae
Exons: 11
Coding region: 44-2065 (673 amino acids)
Biological process (GO): monoatomic ion transport
Cellular component (GO): membrane
Molecular function (GO): extracellular ligand-gated monoatomic ion channel activity
Source: RefSeq, a predicted model, not a curated record